Penicillium paradoxum is the source of this 1149-nucleotide messenger RNA. RefSeq lists its product as uncharacterized. The transcript has a single exon. Lineage: Eukaryota; Fungi; Ascomycota; Eurotiomycetes; Eurotiales; Aspergillaceae. Bases 1 to 1149 code for a protein of 382 amino acids. Gene Ontology annotation, biological process: nucleoside metabolic process. The record is from RefSeq and is a predicted model, not a curated record. Gene Ontology annotation, molecular function: catalytic activity.
AUGAAACAAACUUCUACACACAGCAAACCUUCACCAAGAGUGCUGACGCACAACCACUAUGGUGUGGGAUGGGUCUGUGCACUACCAAAAGAGCAGACUGCAGCGAUGGCGAUGCUUGAUGAGAUUCAUUGUGACCUACCCAAGCCGAAAGAUGAUACCAACGCGUAUACCUUGGGAUCUAUUGGAGGCCACAACAUCGUCAUCGCCUGCCUACCCAAAGGCAAAGUCAGCGCCAGUUCAGCAGCAUCUGUUGCGAUACACAUGGUGCGCACUUUCCCGUCUAUCAAAGUCGGCCUUAUGGUCGGUAUCGGUGGCGGUAUCCCAUCAAAAGUUAGACUUGGAGAUGUUGUGAUCAGUGCACCUGUCGAUGUGUACCCUGGAGUUGUCCAGUGGGAUUUGGGCAAGGCAGAAGCAUAUGGGAACUUCAAGCAAACUGGCGUGUUGAACACUCUGCCAAACUCGCUUCUUACAGCAAUGACAAAGCUUGAGUCUAAGCAUGACAUGCAUGCAAGUCAGAUAUCCCAAUACCUGAAUGAUAUGGUAGAAAGAUAUCCAAAUUUGCGGGAGAAAUAUACCUGGUCGAGUUCCCUCAGAGAUCCGUACAUCGGGCAGACAUCUGCGCAUCUCCGGAACAGUUCGCACUCGGUUGCUAUUAUAUCCUGGAUUUGGGAGAUUGUCCUAUUUCAUUUCUUAUGUCUGUCGGGGCGGGCGAUGCUUACUAGGGGUUCUGCAACAACCCCGAUGGCAAGGACCGCAAAUUCCAGCUUGGACAACACUGACAGGGGACCCGGAAACAUACGUGUUCAUUAUGGUCUCAUCGCGAGUGGAGAUCAGGUGAUUAAGGAUGCUGUGGUUCGUGAGAAAUUGAACAAGAGUUUUGAUGGACAUGUCUUGUGCAUCGAAACGGGGGCCGCAGGAUUGAUAGACCACUUCCCCUGUAUCGUCAUCUGUGGAAUCUGCAACUAUGCUGACGCACAAGCCAACGCUGACUGGGAGGAAUAUGCAGCGGCUAUCGCUGCGGCUUGUGCGAAGGAAUUUUUGGAGUUUGUACAGCCGAGUCAAUUCGACGGUGAGCGCUCUAUGAAGGAGCUCCGGAUUAUGGUUGGUUCUUUCAAAGACUACUUUGCGGUUGCCGAAUCAUUAGAUUAG